Trifolium pratense (red clover) is the source of this 1768-nucleotide messenger RNA. RefSeq names its product E3 ubiquitin-protein ligase ATL42-like. The coding region runs from base 200 to 1300 and encodes 366 amino acids. The transcript has a single exon. NCBI's taxonomy places the organism in Eukaryota, Viridiplantae, Streptophyta, Magnoliopsida, Fabales, Fabaceae. The record is from RefSeq and is a predicted model, not a curated record.
GAUAAAGCUAUGAUAUUAUAUCAUUGUGGAGACUAUUAACAAUAAAUUACUACAAAAUCAAAACACAAACUUUUAAGCUUUUGAAAUUGUCUUCAUUCAUCAAUCAUCAUACAUUUCUGAAUUUCCACCUACUUAUACAUAAGUAGGGAAAAAUCCAGAAAGAAAACCCUUAAUCUUAUUUACAAGACUCCAUAACAACAUGUUUAGUACUAAUCAUUUUCUAAUACUAAUUAUGGUUCUUUCAUUAGUCUUAAUCACUCAAAGCCAAGAAAACAGAGAAAAACAACAGAACAUGGCAGACUUACCACAAGGUGUGACUCCAAGUAAAGGUGUUGUAAUAAUUGUUCUUUCCAUAAUGUUUCUCAUAACAUUUAUCUUACUUGUUUAUGUUAAAUUCUGUCGUGUUACGCCUCUUCAUCUUCUAAAUCAUCACCCUCUUCAUCUUCAAGACAAUCAUGCACAAUCUCAAUCAAGGUCUAUAGUUUCUGGUGUUGAAAAAAAUGUAAUUGAAACACUUCCUUUCUUUAAAUUUUCUUCUUUAAAGGGUUCUAAACAAGGACUAGAAUGUACCGUUUGUUUGUCGAAAUUCGAAGAUGAAGAGAUUCUUAGAUUGUUGCCGAAAUGCAAACACGCGUUUCAUAUGAAUUGUAUUGAUAAGUGGCUUGAAAGUCACUCUACUUGUCCUCUUUGUAGGUAUAUGGUUGAAGAAAAUGAUAUAAAAAACUUCACUUUUUCAUUCAGCUCAAGAUUCUUAAGAGUCCCUUCAAAUUUAGGUGAAGACCCUAAUCUUGAAAUCUUUAUUCAACGAGAACCGUCACAAAGAAGAACAAACAAAGAAGAACAAGAACUGGUUUUUCUUGAUCAUGAAGAAGGUGGUAGCAGUAAUAAGGUUACAAAGUGGACACAACAUCAACAACAAAAUUUGCAUAUGAUUAAUCAUAAAAUAUUAAUCUCUGAUGCAGUUACGAGGAGUCGGUGGAGUGAUCUUAAUUCUUCAGAUUUGUUAUCAUUGAGCAGUGAGAUGCUUCAUGAUGUAUCAAGUGCGAGAUUUGAUCCUAAUGAUGAGGAUGAAAAUUCAUUUACAGCAUUGAAUCCUGGUGAGAAAAGGUCUAUGUCUGAGAUUGCAAAUGUUCCAAGGUUUGUGGAAAUCAACAGAAGGAAUGGUAAUGGAGAGAAUGGAAAUGAUGAGAGGUUAUGGAGGAUUUGGUUGCCAAUUGCAAGAAGAACAGUUCAAUGGUUUGCAAGACAAGAAACAAAUUCAGUUCAAUCACAACAUAAACAUUUAGCUUCAAAUGUUUGAAGCUUACUCGUUUGAAUUAAGGAUUACAGGAAUGAGAGGUCUAGGAUUCAAUUCCCGACAAAGGAGGAAAUUUUUUUUUUUCAAGAAACUGUAAUUAGUACAGUAAUUAAUAGUAUCUGCAUAGUGUUAGUGUACAUGUUGAUUGUUGGUUUAAUCAGAUAAAGGAUAUACAUUUACUUGAGGAUUACAAUUACAAUCAUAUAAUAUAGCAUGCAAAAGUGUGGUUUAUGAAUUAUGAGUAUGUAGUGGUUAAGAUAUAUAGUAUUAAUUUUUUUCUACUUUUAACUAAGUUCUUGAAUAGGAACACUUUAUGUGGAAUUUACCUUAAUCAUAAUCUCAUUAUGGUAAUAAUAAUGAUGUCACUGUUUACAAAAAAUAAUUAGGAAAGGGAGUGGCACAUUAAUGAAGGUUAAGCUAGCAAAAUGUUGCAUGUUAUUAGAAAUUAACAAAUUUCAGUCUUAAUUUUAU